UUUUAAACCUGAGCUAUUACGCCUAUUAAUCAAGUGAUUAAAACAAAAUAUGUGAAAUAAAAAUAAUGAAUAUAAUAUGACAGCGAUAGAAAUUGUUUCUGUAUAAUACUUCUUUAUGCAUUGCAUUUAGGAAAAUAACAGUCAUGUCUGUCAGCGGCAAAAGAAAAGAAAUCUAUAAAUAUUUGGCACCAUGGCCAUUAUAUUCUAUGAAUUGGAGUGUGAGGCCGGAUAAAAGAUUUCGCUUGGCACUAGGUAGUUUUGUAGAGGAAUACAAUAACAAAGUACAAAUUGUAUCCCUAGAUGAGGACACAAGUGAAUUCAGUGCUAAAAGCACAUUUGACCACCCAUAUCCAACAACAAAAAUUAUGUGGAUACCUGAUUCCAAAGGCGUAUUUCCCGAUUUGUUAGCUACAAGUGGUGAUUAUUUGCGAGUUUGGAGAGCUGGUGAACCAGACACAAGAUUAGAAUGUGUGUUAAACAAUAAUAAAAAUAGUGAUUUUUGUGCACCUUUAACAUCAUUUGACUGGAACGAAGUAGACCCAAAUUUAGUUGGUACUUCUUCAAUCGACACAACAUGUACAAUAUGGGGUCUUGAAACUGGCCAGGUUUUAGGCCGAGUUAAUUUGGUCGCUGGUCAUGUGAAAACUCAAUUAAUAGCUCACGAUAAGGAAGUGUAUGAUAUAGCAUUCAGUAGGGCUGGUGGAGGACGAGAUAUGUUUGCUUCUGUAGGUGCAGAUGGUUCUGUGAGAAUGUUUGAUUUGAGGCAUCUAGAGCAUUCAACAAUUAUAUAUGAGGAUCCUGCACAUACACCAUUGUUACGAUUGGCUUGGAAUAAACAAGACCCAAAUUAUUUGGGCACUGUAGCAAUGGAUGCCUGUGAAGUUGUUAUUUUAGAUGUCAGAGUCCCGUGUACACCUGUUGCAAGACUUAGCAAUCACAGAGCUUGUGUAAACGGCAUAGCAUGGGCUCCACACAGUUCUUGCCAUAUCUGUACUGCUGGUGAUGACCACCAGGCUUUAAUAUGGGAUAUACAGCAAAUGCCUAGAGCAAUAGAGGAUCCUAUUUUGGCCUAUACUGCUGCUGAAGGUGAAGUUAAUCAAAUACAAUGGGGAGCCACUCAACCAGAUUGGAUAGCAAUUUGUUAUAAUAAAGCUUGUGAAAUACUUAGAGUUUAAAAUAGUUUUUAUGCGCAAGCCUGGCCUGGUGAUGAUUUUAUUAUAACAUAUUAAUUUUAUACAAAUUAAGAACAGAAAAUACUUGAGACCUAAUAAUGAUAAACAUUUAAAAAUGAUGACACCUAUUU
This is a messenger RNA of Ctenocephalides felis (cat flea), 1303 nucleotides long. Its product is annotated as DDB1- and CUL4-associated factor 7. The record is from RefSeq and is a predicted model, not a curated record. Gene Ontology annotation, molecular function: protein binding. The transcript has 8 exons. The coding region runs from base 144 to 1175 and encodes 343 amino acids. Gene Ontology annotation, cellular component: nucleus. NCBI's taxonomy places the organism in Eukaryota, Metazoa, Arthropoda, Insecta, Siphonaptera, Pulicidae.